Messenger RNA from Schistocerca cancellata (South American locust), 1257 nucleotides. Its product is annotated as phospholipase A1-like. Gene Ontology annotation, biological process: lipid metabolic process. Gene Ontology annotation, molecular function: lipase activity. The record is from RefSeq and is a predicted model, not a curated record. Lineage: Eukaryota; Metazoa; Arthropoda; Insecta; Orthoptera; Acrididae. The transcript is spliced from 7 exons. Bases 81 to 1061 code for a protein of 326 amino acids.
CCUCAAUAGAUAAUCAGUUAUUGCAGAUAGCUUUUUUCUUGUAAGAGUACAUUUACUGCUUGGAAUUCAAAGAAUUCAUCAUGCUGUUUCUCCAUAUUUUGUUGUUCACCUGUGUCACAUUUGCUUCAGCAAAAAGGAACAAGGCAUGGUAUUUGAUGCCAGAUGAUGGAGGACAUGGAAUUCAUCUUGUGAAUAUGCUACAUAAGGCUACAGACAUUGAUGUACCUAGUAUUGAGUCUAAUGUUACACUUUAUCUCUAUACAAGGAAUGAUGAAGUAAGUGAGAUGGACUGUGAAAGUAUUGGAGGCUUUAACACCGUAUGGCCUACUGUAGUGCUUUCCCAUGGUUGGAUGAGUGAAAGUAGUGAUCUGGAUCACAUCAAGAAUGCAUAUAUGACAGCAGGUGAUUACAAUGUCAUUUCUGUAGACUGGUCACCAAUUGCAAACAAUUUAGUAUACACUCAAGUAACGGCAGAACUAGUCAUUGUUGGUCAGUAUGUGGCAAGAGUUCUGGAUUGUUUAGUGGAGACACAUGGGCUGGACCUGUCAAGAGUUCACUUGGUUGGUCAUAGUCUGGGUGCCCAUGUUGUUGGUGUGAUUGGAGGUUCAUUAUCAGACGAGAAGAAAGUGGCUUUUCUCACAGGACUAGACCCAGCAGGGCCUGGAUAUGAUGAUGACCUCAAGCCAGGCAAUGACAGUAUGCUGGACAAAGGCGAUGCAGAGUUUGUCCAGAUCAUCCAUACAAACACUGCUGUUCUAGGAUACGAACUUGUCCUGGGAGAUGCAGACUUCUUUCCAAAUGGAGGUUCUAAGCAAGCAGGAUGUGGUGGUGACUGGCUUGGAGACUGUUCACAUAUGAGAUCUACACAAUAUUUUGCUGAAUCUGUAACAUCUCCUUCAGCCUUUCUCGGGUACCAAUGCGAUGACUGGGAAACAUAUAGCAGCUGCUAUGGACGACCAUGGGCUGCCAUGGGAGCACAUGUUGACCCCAGCAAUACCAAAGGCGUAUACUUCAUGAAAACUGCCAGUUCAUCACCAUAUGGUCUUGGUUUAUUAGGAUGAGCACAACAUAUGCUGCAAUACAGGACCACAAGACUGGUAGACAUUGAUGCUGAAGAUGCAGUUUAGUGCAUAAAAUAUUAUCACACAUGAAUAGUCAUCUAAAUCAAUGCACUUCUGUGGAAAAAUUUCUGUCCCAAAAAAUUAUGUUUAUGGAACAAAAAAUAUGUAUUAAGAAAAAAUAUGACAUUUUAGAAAA